AACGCCAAGAUGUCAUAUAUGUUGCCGCAUCUUCACAGUGGAUGGCAGGUUGAUCAAGCUAUUUUAUCGGAAAAAGACAGAGUUCUCGUGAUUCGUUUUGGUCAUGACUGGGACCCCACUUGCAUGAAGAUGGAUGAGGUUCUUUACAGCAUCGCCGAAAAGGUGAAGAAUUUUGCAGUCAUCUACCUGGCCUGGUAUCUACCAGACUUAAACAAGAUGUAUGAGUUGUAUGAUCCCUGCACUGUCAUGUUCUUUUUUAGGAACAAGCACAUCAUGAUAGAUCUAGGAACUGGAAACAACAACAAAAUCAACUGGACAAUGGAGGACAAACAAGAAAUGAUAGACAUUGUGUAAACCGUUUACAGAGGAGCAAGAAAAGAAAGAGGUCUUGUAGUUCUCCUAAAGAUUAUUCUACAAAAUACAGAUACUGAUGUUUUUAUUUUAUAUUGUGAUUAUUGUUAUUGGUCAGUGUAAUGUUUGGAUAUGUAUACUUUUAUAUAUGAAAGACAUCAGAAGAUACUGCCAGCA
Molecule: messenger RNA, 528 nt
Organism: Boleophthalmus pectinirostris (great blue-spotted mudskipper)
Lineage: Eukaryota; Metazoa; Chordata; Actinopteri; Gobiiformes; Gobiidae
Product: thioredoxin-like protein 4A
Exons: 1
Coding region: 10-354 (114 amino acids)
Biological process (GO): mRNA splicing, via spliceosome
Cellular component (GO): U4/U6 x U5 tri-snRNP complex; U5 snRNP; spliceosomal complex
Source: RefSeq, a predicted model, not a curated record